AUGGUCAAAGGCACCUUCGAGUAUGUCUUUCAGCAGGUGCUGUGGCUGAUAGGCAGCGCUGCACAGCUGAUUGCAGCGAUGGGUAUCGGUAUUAAGUGGAUGUUCAUGACAGUGCGCUGCGUGACCUUCGCCGCAUUGGACUUGAUGUAUUUCAUGCCGAACAUCCUCUGGUACCUACUCUCGCCGAACAUAAUCCGCCGCGUGUCAUACCGCUCCUCCCGGACGACGAAGCUGCGCAACUUGGAGGCGCUUCUGUCAAAACAAGUGUGUGCAGACCCGCUGAUGAGUGCGGUGCGCUCUGGCACCUUCUCUUGGAAUUCCAUGAGCAAUCACCAUGAAGCAUUCCUGCAGGGAAACCGCGCCACUGGCAGUCGCCGUGCCGGCUCUCCGUCGCUGCCUCUGCCCAGUGGCCCGGAGGUGGACCGGGAAACGGUGGAGCGGUGGGCUUGCGCGAUCAACCCGGCCGACGGCACCUUCGUCAACGGGCUUCCGGUGAACAUGACCGAUGAGGAGAGUCCUCCGAGCGUAUCUCGGCUUAAUACGGCCCUGAAGUACAACAACUCCUUCGACGACACGCUCGCCGCCCUACAACGCGUGUACCGUCAUCGCAGUCAGCAGCAACAGCAGCAGGGGAAGAUGAACUUCGUGGCGUCACAUGCGGAGUCGUCAUUGUCGCAGGGUUCGGCGUUUCCCGAGGCUUCGAACGAGAGCUUCACGGACUCUGAUGAUGAGGCCGAUGUGGAAGACCGGAUGAACCUGCAUAACCGCGCCACUCUGGACAUCUACCUCCCCGUCCCGCUGGACUCGCUCUUCCGCUUUAUGGAUCAAGAGCGCAAGUCCAACGAAACGGCGCCCAUGCAGGACUGCGAAAAGUCUCACGAUAGCCGAAAAGGCGGUGGCGGCGGCACCGCGAGGCGACAGCCGCAACCUCCGGCACAGAAGCGCCGCUGUAGGCUGCUGCGCAAGCGCUUUCCCAUUUUGAUCUCCGUCAACGGUGGCGCAUGGAUCAUUGGCUGCUACUUCUGGAACUUCUUGGUCGCACGUCUCUUCGCCGCGCGCGGCUACGUCGUCUUCUGCCCCGACUAUCGCAACUUCCCGCAGACAACGAUGGAGGGCAUGACGCUGGACGUCUCAGACGCCAUCGCGUGGGUGUUGAACAACGCAGAGCGCUACAACGGAGACCUGAACAACGUGACGCUCAUUGGCCAGUCCGCCGGUGCGCACCUGACGAUGAUGUCGCUGCUCUCUCAGGCGCAGCUCUCCGCGUACCGGUGCAACGCCGAGCAAGGCACCUACGAAGGUGUCCCACCGCCGUCGAACGUCGCCUACAACGUCCCCCGCUACAACCCGCGUGAGUCGAUUCACCGCUACGUCGGACUAAGCGGCAUCUACAACGUCGGCGGUCUCGUGAGGCACUUCGACCAGCGAGGCCUCUACCGGGACGUGCUGUACCAAAUUGCCGGUGGAAAGGCGCACAUGGCGCGCUACACGCUGAACGCCUACUUCGAUGACCGCCGCGGUGGCGACACGGGCGAAGUGCUGCCGGACAACAUCUUCGACUUCUUCCCUCAGCGCAUGUUUUUCAUGCACGGCGACGCGGACAAGAGCGCGCCCCUCACGGAGAGUGCGAAUAUCGUUUACAUCAUGCGCAACGCGCAGCGGGACGCGAUUGUAAAGGCCAUUCAGGAGAACCCAGAGGCUGCCAAGACGCUGCCGAAGCCAGUGACCAUCGAGUACAUCCUCGUCCCCGGCGCCACGCACACAGACUCCAUCAUCGAGGAGCCGCUCUGUGGCAACAGUCACAUCGUAGAAUUCUUGUCCUACUACGACAUCGACGAUGAUGAACGUCGACACGCGCAGUUGACCGGGAAAACAGCGACGGCAGCGCCCAUCGGCAAAGACGGCGGGGCAAGCGUGACAGAUGGGGCGCACUCCCGAACGUCGAGCGUGACCGCGAGCAGUGCAGCUGGUGGGGCUACUGACGGCUCUAGCUCCGUGUCGAAGCUAAUGGACCUGGAAGCCAUCUCGAAGGGUCUGAGUCCCGUGCUGAGUGGUAUCUCGCCGGAGGUACACUACAAGUUCCCUAUCAUUCCCGCCACGCGGCCGGACGGUUUUUUGCUCUCCCCGUGCCCGUCUUCCUCGCGCAGUAAGCUGAUGCGGCUCGCCAGCUACAUCUGUCCUUUUUGA
Leishmania braziliensis MHOM/BR/75/M2904 is the source of this 2187-nucleotide messenger RNA. Its product is annotated as putative ecotin. The record is from RefSeq and is a predicted model, not a curated record. The coding region runs from base 1 to 2187 and encodes 728 amino acids. The transcript has a single exon. Lineage: Eukaryota; Euglenozoa; Kinetoplastea; Trypanosomatida; Trypanosomatidae.